This is a messenger RNA of Paramecium primaurelia, 1045 nucleotides long. The record is from the annotation of a GenBank genome assembly. NCBI's taxonomy places the organism in Eukaryota, Ciliophora, Oligohymenophorea, Peniculida, Parameciidae.
AUGAAAAAUAUAUUUAUAUAAAGAUUAUUGUUUUUUUGUUUUUGAAAACUGAUGAAUUUGCAAUUAUUAUAUUUAUAAUGAGAUAAGAUGAUAAUUUUAGAGAUUUAGAGAUUAAGAAAAAAAAGAAGACUUAAAACGUUAGGAUUAAGAGAGAUUGGAUGAGGAUGUAGAAAGGAAAAAAAAAGAAUAAGAGAAAUUGAUUAAAGACAAAGAGGAAAUUGAUAGUGUUUCUAAAGAUAAAGACAAAUCAGCAAGAGAUGGCAAAAGCAUUAAAAUCAAAAUUGAUUAUGAUAGAAGAACUAAAGAAAAAGAUAAAAGGAAAAAUUAAUAAGAUAAGAAAACUGAGAAAGAUGAUAAAAGUUUAGAGAAUUUGAGACCAGAACAGUUGGUGGAGAAUGAAAUAGGUAAGCCUUAUUAUUUAGUGCCUGAAAGAUGAUUUAGAUGGAAUAAAUAAAAAAAUGGAAUAAUAUUUGAAAAUAUUUGAUUAUAAAACUACAUUUAGAACAAUAAAAGUAGUUUAAUAAAAAAAUGAUGAUUAAAUAAUUAUUAAAUGGAAUCAUAUUUAUAAAAGUAGAAAUUAUGAAGAAAUUAUUGAAUAAUGGAAAAAAGAAGUCAAAGCAAUGUUACCUUUAAAUACACAUUUUUAUCUAUUACCAAUGAGAUUUAAUUAUACUGAAGUAUAUAAUUUAAUAAUUAUAAUUAUAGUCUGAAAAAAUUAGAUCUGUUAUUAUUGAAAAUAUGGAACCUUUUUUUAUGAGAAGAGAUAAUAAAAUAAUUUUUGAUUUGGCUAGAAAAAUGUUUAAUUAUCCAAAUAGAGUAUUAUAAUAGAAUAUUAAUAAAGAUUGUUUGUGCUCAAUUAAUUUUGGGAUAUUCAUAUUGUUAAAAUUUAAAUGUAAUUAAAUAGAAAGAAGAAAGUGAGGAUAAUGAAUAAGAACAUUAAGAAGGUGAAAUUGAUAUUCAAAAACCCAUGCUUGAUGAUCUUGAUGCAGAUGAAGAUGAAAAUGCAGAUUUAUUAAAAAAGAAAAAUGUUGAAAAUUAAUAGUGA